This is a messenger RNA of Nothobranchius furzeri (turquoise killifish), 3531 nucleotides long. RefSeq names its product matrin 3-like 1.1 (gene matr3l1.1). NCBI's taxonomy places the organism in Eukaryota, Metazoa, Chordata, Actinopteri, Cyprinodontiformes, Nothobranchiidae. Gene Ontology annotation, molecular function: RNA binding. The record is from RefSeq and is a predicted model, not a curated record.
CAUCCGAUUAACAGAAGAAAGCCGAAGCUACAGAAGCAAAAGCCAAAACUAACUAACUCGUUAUUAUCGUCCUGACGUGUAAUAAUCUGAAGUAUUUCCUUUAUUAAAAGCAGCUCUACGUGGAUAUCAUUGAGCGCUAGCUGCUCACUUGCUGGGUGUUGUACCUGAACGUGUUCACCGUUUAGUUGAGGAACCCCACUCCCACCCCUCCUGAGCCUUUUCCCACAGAGUCUCAGCAUGUACCCAAACAGAGGGCCACCUUCUGACUCGGACCACCGACCCAAUCCACGGCCUUACAGCGCUGCAGCUGACAGCAACUUUUACAGAUGGUCUCAGCAGGGGUCUUUGUCCUCAGCCUCCUCGUCUUCCAGGAGCUCAGCAGCUCUGCCACCACGUCCGAGUGCUCAGGACACCGUGCAGAGCCUCCUGACCAGCUGUGGGCUGGAGCCUAAAGACCUUGCCGUCCUUGCCAAAUUACCUGAAGAUGUUCUGACUGUUGAGUCUCUCCCAAACAUUAUUCAACAGAUCAAGAGCAAAAAGGGAACUGUCCGACCUUUUAUUCCUACAGCUGCUUCUGCACCUUCCAGUUCUUCCUCCUCCUCCAACUUCAGCUUCUCCCAACGACCCACUUCCAGCUUCACCUCUGCAGACCGGGACCAGCUCCGCAGCCAGCCAGUCCAGUACCCAUUCCAGCAAAUCCCAUAUACUGCUCCUGCUUCUGAACCACUCCUGGACUUCCAGGGGGGUCGCAUGACAGCUCGUUCUGUUAUACCACCUUCCUCCUCCUCCAGAGCUGCUCUGGAUUAUGACCACAGGCCACACACCUCCAAGUAUGGUAAGGUGGUUUCUUCCUGCAGCCCAGCCGGCCCACAGAAAGGACCUCGACCUUCUCGUUUCUCAGAUGCUGAGAGAACAGAUCACAGAACCGUUGCUCCUGCUGAUGAGUUCCGCCGCUGCUCCGGGUCAUCCAGUGUCCCUCGGCCCAUGGCCUCAGUGCCCUCUAAGAAACAAGCUGAGGACUUCCACGGUGUGUCCCCGCAGGUGUUCCCGUACUCGUGCUCUCUGUGUUUUAUCACAGUGCUAUCAGUGAAGGUUUGGACUGAGCACGUUAACAGCUCUGUCCAUGCAAACGGACAGCUCAGACUGCUGCAGCAGUUUCCUGACUGGGACUGUCGUGUCAGCAGUGACAAUGGGGAAUCGGGGAGAAGGAAGAAAGCAUCAAAGGAUGAAUCAAGACCUGCUCCAUCAGCUCAGAGAGCUGGUCAGAACCAAGCAGCAUCACAAACCAGCAAGCAGCAGAAGCCUUCAGACAGAGGGAGAGUGGUGUGUGUGAAGUUUCCAGCUCAAGCUGUGGACGAGGAGUAUCUACGAGAACUCGUGGAACCAUUUGGAAAAAUGGGCAAAAUCCUCCUGUUUCCAUCUGUGGCCUUUGUGGAGCUGGGUUCUGCUGACCAGGCCAAGGACUUGGUGAAGUUUUACAACAACUCGGAUUUAGCUGUGACGAAGAAGCAGAUCGAGUUUAGCAUCUCCAGCACCUUCACCUUCCUGCAGAGCUCUCAGGUGGUGACUUUCACUCCAGCUCCGAGAGGAAAAGACGGACUCUCAGAUCUGAUCAGCAUCAUCAAACGCUUUGGCGAGCCACUUUACACCCUCUUCCUGCCGUCCAAGGCCUCUGUUGAGAUGAAGUUCUCUGCUGACGCCCAGAAGCUGGUCAAUUACUACACGUCCAACACUCUGAGGAUCAAUAAUGACCUCAUCAGUGUCAGUUUCUCUUCUGAGUACAAGAGCCUCAUGAGGGUUUCAAUGGCCCAAAAGUACGAAGAGGAACCAACCAAGACUACAACGAGGAGCAGUGAGUCCAGCAGAGAUCGGAGGACCAGGUCUAGGUCCAGAGACCGGUCCAGAAGAGAUGAUGAAUCCAAAACCAGGUCCCAAGACGAGAUCAACAGAGAUGAAAGAACCAGGUGUAGGUCCACAGACAAAAGAUCCAGAUCCAGAGACAAGAUCAGUAGAGACAAAAGAACCCGGUCCAGAUCCAGAGACAAGCACUUCAAAGAUGAGAAGACCAGAAAAGUUUCUGGAGACAAAUCCAUUCAAGAAACAACGUCCAGUUGCAAAGAAGAGUCCAGCAGCAUCUCAAAGCAGAACCAAUCUAAAGAGAACUCUGAGAGACCAGACGCAGGAAUAAAAUCUGAACCUGAAGGUGUCCCUGUUACUGAAGAACAGAUGUGUGUUGAUGAUGGGCUGUCGGCAGAUGACAGUGAUAUCGAGGGGAUGGAGGUCAUCGCAGAGGACGGAGAGGAUGUAAAUGAUGAAGAUGUAGAAAUCGAGGAGGAGGAGAAAACAAACAGUUCCAAAGAAAGAGAGAAUUCACUUGAGCAAGAUGAAGAGGGGGUAAAAGGCAUGAAAACUCAGGAUGGGGAAGAGGCUGUGGUGGUAAAGGAGGAGGAGGCGGAACACACUGAGCCUGGUCAGGAGAAAUGUGGAGAGGAGGGGAAGACAAGUGAAGUGAAGGAGGAGGAAAAAGAAGAAGAGGAGGCUUCAGACCUCCAGAAGGAUGAGGAUGAGGGCUUCCAUGUGGACCUGGAGAACUGCAUCACCCUGGAUCAGGUGGACUGCGAUGAUGAAGGUGGUGCUGCUGGUUCUGAUGGGUCCAAGGUUUUGGUGGAGAUGUCAACUCCUGCUGAGUCUCAAAGAGCUGACCGAGUGCUCCAGUCCAAACCAGUCCUCAUUAGCAACUCAAGAACCAGUAGUGGGUCCACCAGUGGGUCAGAACCACCUCAUCACCACCUCCAUUCCUUCCCAUCAUCCGCAUCACUGAUCUGCCAUCUCACCGAGGACACAGCCCACAGCCACAGCGAGAAUAGAGGACUGAAAAAAUCUGAUGCCUCUGACCCAGACCGGACCUGUUCCAGAGAGGGAGAGGGGUCAUUGAGGAAGACUCUGGAGGAAAAGACUGAUGAGACUUCAGAAAUGGAGACAGCUGAGAACAUUUCAAAAAUUAAUUCAAAAAGCAAAACAACUGAAGAUCAGGAGCUCAAAACAACUUCAGAGAAGGAACUGGAUAAAAAAACUACAGAUAAGAGAGAGUCCACAUCCAGACGAGGAGCAAGAACUGGACAUGCCAUCGAUUCUCAGGAGGCUGAACAAUCUGAAGAACCAUCAUCAGACACCAAGAUGAAAACAGAAACAUCUCAACCAGAACCACAACAGAACGCAGACAUGGAUCGACAGUCUGCACCAGCCAACAGCCCAGCAGGACCCAAGAAACCUGCCACACCAGUUGGAGCAGAGUUUGUGCGCCCAGUUGUUGGUUAUUUCUGCAAUCUGUGUCAGCUGAUCUUCAGUGAUGAGGAUGAAGCCAAGCUGCUCCACUGCAGCACACCGGAGCACUACAGGAAGUAUCAGGAGAAGACAGGGAAGAACCCGUGGAUGAACUGAGUAUUGUGGGGGAUUUAAUGAAAAACUCUGACACAAGCUGGUUUAACUUUAUCUGUAAUUUUAGUUUUCAAAUAAAAAUGUCACAUCUGA